Molecule: messenger RNA, 1591 nt
Organism: Aegilops tauschii subsp. strangulata
Lineage: Eukaryota; Viridiplantae; Streptophyta; Magnoliopsida; Poales; Poaceae
Product: cold-responsive protein kinase 1
Biological process (GO): protein phosphorylation
Molecular function (GO): protein kinase activity; ATP binding
Source: RefSeq, a predicted model, not a curated record
UUCGAUUGAGGUAUGUAUCACGCGGCGGUGUCGAGUAUGUUCCCCUCGCAGCGCUGAUGUCACCAAGCUCCGUCAUCGUGCGCUCUACGAUUUGCUUUACACAAACCCCCACUGGGUACCAGAUCCCUCAGCCACCACGUCCUUGUCCUAAUCCGGCAAUCUCCCCUCUCUCUUUCUCCAGCGCGGCCGACUGGCUCUCAGAUACCGGCGGCGCUCAGGCCACUUAUCCUCGCCGGCUGGUUCUUGGGGCACAGGCGGCGCUAAGGGCGCAGGAGCUCCAUCCACAUCAGGAAUUCAGCCCGAAAUUAGCCAGUUCUCUUUGUUGAUAUCCACGAUUUGGCUUCUGAUUUACAAACAUGGCUUGUUGCCUUAUGUGUAGAAAGGACAUCGAACAGACUAUUGAAGGUGAAGAAGCUCCAGGAGGAAAUAAGGUGAAAGCUUUUUCUUACAGCGAGCUGAGAAAAGCUACACAUGAUUUUAGUGGAGCAAACAAGGUUGGCGAAGGCGGUUUUGGUUCUGUGUUCAGGGGAAGGCUUAAAGACGGCACAAUUGUUGCGGUAAAGGUGCUGUCUGCCCAUUCAAAGCAAGGCAUCCGAGAGUUCUUUACUGAACUUACAGCAAUUUCUGAUAUUGUGCAUGAAAACCUGAUCACCUUAGUCGGUUGCUGCGCUGAGGGACCCCAUAGGAUCCUUGUAUACAACUAUCUUGAAAACAAUAGCCUUGCACAUACACUGCUAGGUAAGGGUUAUAGCAGAAUUCGAUUCAACUGGAGAGUCCGUGUUAAAAUUGCUCUAGGUGUUGCCCAUGGGCUUGCAUUUCUUCACGAAGAAAUCCAUCCUCCCAUAAUCCACCGGGACAUAAAGGCAAGCAAUAUUCUGCUCGACAAGGAUCUCACACCCAAAAUUUCUGAUUUUGGGUUGGCAAGGCUCCUCCCUCCAAAUGCAACUCAUGUGAGCACCCGCGUUGCAGGUACAAUAGGAUACCUGGCUCCUGAAUAUGCAGUUAGAGGGCAAGUGACAAAGAAGUCAGAUAUUUAUAGUUUUGGUGUUUUGCUAUUGGAAAUUGUUAGUGGCAGGUGUAACCACAAUAAUAGAUUGCCUUAUGAAGACCAAUUUCUGCUCGAGAGGACAUGGACAUGUUAUGAACAAGGACAGCUCGAGAAGAUGAUAGAUACAGAUCUAGAAGAUGACCUAGACUCCGACGAGGCAUGCCGAUUCUUGAAAGUUGGUCUUCUGUGCACUCAAGACGCGAUGAAACUCCGUCCCAACAUGACCAACGUCCUCCGGAUGCUGACCGGAGAAAAGGAUGUCUCCAUGGAGAAGAUCACCAAGCCUGCUGUGAUCGGUGACAUGGGAGACAUCAAGGUCAACAACCAGCAGAGACCAGGCGACUCGCAAUCUGAACCAUCCACAAUCAUAUCAUCAGAAGCAACAGCAGAGUCAUCGCCGUGAGCAGUACAGAAUAUAUGAUGCAAAUCCUGUUGUUGUACAUUAUCAUGCUGGGUCGGCACAAGUGCGUGUUCAGUUGACUGAUGCCACCGUGGUGUUACUAUGCAGUUAAGUUAUUGCAUAAUUAAACAAAGUUUCCUUUA